GAGCGUGCCAAGGAGAGAAAGAGAGAUUGGUUGAUGAAGAGAAGAGGAGCGAAGCGGCCAAGUAAUAAGAUGAAAGGGACAUUGGGGAAGCACUUUCAAGUUCAGUUCCACCACCACCAAUCAUCUUCCGCCACCUCAUCCUCCAUCUUCACCCGGAACCUUCUAGAUUUCGGAUCUCAGGAUGACCCUUCCACUUCCGUUCCCGACCUCGACGCCGCCGAUGACAAAGAUUUCAUUCUCAGUCAAGACUUCUUCUGCACUCCUGAUUAUAUCACCCCUGAUAAUCAGAACCUGAUGAACGGCUUUGAUUGCAACAAGGAAAAUAUUCCUUGCCCUAAGUCGCCGGAGAAGCUGAAUACUCUCAAAAGCAAGAGACCUCGACAAGAUGGUAUCCUGGUAAAUCCCCUCAGCCCUACAUUAUCUGGCUCUCAACAGAUAGUGGAACUUGCCAGUGACAACUUUGAUGCAGAUGAAGGCAACCUAGAAAAAGCAAUCAUACCUGGAGUACAGAAGACUAAAAAUUAUGUUUCUCAAUCUGCUGUUGCUCUACGAUGUCGGGUUAUGCCACCUCCUUGUAUUAAAAACCCAUAUCUAAAGGAUGCUUCAGAAGUUGACACUGAUCCUUUUGGAAAUCAAAGAUCAAAGUGUGCAGGUUUCUUCCCUGCAAUCAUUGGUGGAGAUGGGCUUUCGCGCUAUCACACAGAUUUUCAUGAGAUUGAGCAAAUUGGUACUGGGCAUUUCAGUCGAGUUUUCAAAGUUUUAAAGAGAAUUGAUGGUUGCUUGUAUGCUGUGAAACAUAGUACACGGCCAUUGCAUCAAGAAACUGAGAGGAGAAAAGCCUUGAUGGAAGUUCAAGCUUUAGCAGCAUUAGGAUCUCAUGAAAACACUGUUGGAUAUUACUCUUCUUGGUUUGAAAACGAGCAACUUUAUAUUCAAAUGGAGCUAUGUGAUUACAGCUUGUCUAGAAAAUCGUCUACUCAACUGUUCACAGAAGGAGAAUUCCUGAGAGCCAUGCAUCAGAUGGCAAAGGCACUGCAGUUUAUACAUGAAAAAGGAAUAGUUCAUUUGGAUGUAAAACCUGAUAAUGUAUAUGUGAAGAAUGGUGUUUAUAAGCUUGGUGAUUUUGGAUGUGCAACUCUCCUAAAUAAGAAUCUGCCAGUUGAAGAGGGUGAUGCACGUUAUAUGCCUCAAGAAAUCCUAAAUGAGAACUAUGAUCAUCUUGACAAGGUUGAUAUCUUCUCUUUAGGAGUUACUAUUUAUGAGCUUAUUAGGGGAUCACCUUUGCCAGAAUCAGGACCUCAGUUUCUUAGAGAAGGAAAGCUGCCACUGCUUGCUGGGUAUUCCCUACAAUUUCAAAAUUUACUCAAGGUCAUGGUGGAUCAUGAUCCAGUACGGCGUCCUUCCGCAAAGGAAUUAGUUGAAAAUCCAAUUUUUGACAAGGCUUCGAAAAAUACAAAAGCCUGAGCAUAUUUAUUAUAUGAGUCGAUGUAGCUAGCUUGAAAGGCUGUUGAGUGGUAGUAGUGAGACCUUGCAAUCAGCUGGAUCCUGCUUCGAAUUGUGGGCACUUUGUGAAAGUGGCUUAACUUAUGCACCAAAUUUACUGGUGCGCAUUUUGUAAAGUUUGGUGAAAGCGACCAGGUGGUCAAGAUUUGCAGUACCAUUUUGACUAAAGUGAGCUCCUGCUCUACCUAUGUGCACCGAAUUAAGUUUGUCCUAGUAAUGGUGCAAAUUUUGUAAAGUCAACUGUUCAAGGCAGGUGCUAUAAGUGGCAUGAUUCCUUUGAUUUUUUUGGAUCAAA
Molecule: messenger RNA, 1798 nt
Organism: Gossypium raimondii (Peruvian cotton)
Lineage: Eukaryota; Viridiplantae; Streptophyta; Magnoliopsida; Malvales; Malvaceae
Product: wee1-like protein kinase
Exons: 10
Coding region: 34-1464 (476 amino acids)
Biological process (GO): protein phosphorylation
Molecular function (GO): protein kinase activity; ATP binding
Source: RefSeq, a predicted model, not a curated record